AGUGUGAUAAAAGUGCGUGCGCCUUCAGCGUGUAUCUGUCUAGGUGUGUGUGUGUGUGUGUGUGUGUGUGUGUGUGUGUGUGUGUGUGUGUGUGUGUGUGUGUGUGUGUGUGUGUGUGUGUGUGUGUGGAUAGGGGGGGGGCUUCUUCCAGGUUUUGCUCAGUGGUUUUCUGGAGGAGACUCGAGCGGACGCACGCGGCUGCGGGAGUGGAUUAGGAGCAGAACCACCGGGAGACGCGCGUGCCAUUACGCAUCGGACAACUGCGGAGUGAAUUGGUUUAACUGGCGCGGACACACACUCACACACACGCGCACAUUAUUACCGUAGAUUUCGCUCACGUUAAUACGAGCGAGCAGACGGGAGCGACGCGGCGUGACGUCCCCGUGUCUGAGCGUGCACCGGGGGCACGCACCGUCUCACACCGACCACCGGGGAAAGUUGGAGUAACGUGGGCGCGCGGUGCGGGAGGCAGCGCCCGCAGAUUUGGACGUGCACACUUCUCCGCUCAUGGACCGAGCUCACCGGACCAACCGAGGACCCUCCGGUCGGAACAUGUGGAUCUUAACGGUGCGCGGGGCUCCGGUCCCCGUUAAGGUGUUUCCUCGCUCCGGUCUGUCGGCGGCAGCUUCACCGGGAGAGAGAGAGUGAGGGAGAGACACCGGGAGAGAGCAGGGUGAUCCGGAGCGCGUGCGUGACAGAGAGAGAGAGAGAGAGAGAGAGAGAGAGAGAGAGAGAGAGAGAGAGAGAGAGAGAGAGAGAGAGAGAGAGACCCUGUGUUCAGAACCGUGGGAAUUAAACCGGAACCGAAAUGAUCCUGAUAAAUAUCAUCACUGUGGUGUUUGUGUUAGAUGUGUGUGUGUGUGAGUCCGAGCUCGGCCCCCCCGGCUGGAGGGAACCUCUGGACUGUGUCCGAGCCUCAGAACUGUGCAACCAGAACAGCCAGUGCAGCUCACGCUACCGGAUCAUGCGCCAGUGCCUGUCCGGCGGGGACAAGGAGCGCAGCACCAUGCUGGCCUCCAAGGAGUGCCAGGGGGCGCUGGAGGUGCUACAGGACUCGCCGCUGUACGACUGCCGCUGCAAGAGAGGCAUGAAGAAAGAGCUGCAGUGUCUGCAGAACUACUGGAGCAUCCACAUGGGCCUGACUGAGGGGGAAGAGUUUUACGAGACGUCCUCAUUUGAGCCGAUCCAUUUCUCCGAGGGAUACCGACACGCAUCCAUCAUCUCAGAUUCGUCCUUGUCGAAGAUGAGCCCCUGCUCGGAAGCGGGGAAACCCUGUAACCCCUGCCUGGACGCGGCGAAGGCGUGCAACCUCAACGAGACGUGCAAACGUCUGCGAUCUGCCUACAACUCCAUCUGCAGCAAGGCCACGCCCCCGCAGUCAUCCUUGGCCAAUCAGGAGCCGUGCAGCCGGAAAAGGUGUCAGAAGGCUCUGCGGCAGUUUUUCGAGCGGGUUCCGUGGGAGCUGAGUUACCCGCUGCUGUUCUGCUCCUGCCCCGACCAGGCGUGUGCCGAGCGCCGCCGCCGCACCAUCGUCCCGUCCUGCUCCCACCAGGAGAGGCACCGGCCCGUCUGCCUGGAGCUGCGACACAUCUGCCGCUCGGACGCUCUCUGCAGGUCUCGACUCGCUGAUUUCCACAUGAACUGCCAGAUGACGCCUCACACCGUCACCAGCUGCCCUCACGACAACUACCACGGCUGCCUCAUGUCCUACGUGGGCCUCAUCGGCUCUGACGUGACACCGAACUACAGCGACAGCAGCCCGUCCAACAUCACGCUCAGCCUGUGGUGCACCUGCAGGGGCACAGGAAGUGAGGAGCGAGAGUGUGAGGCCUUCCACCGCGACUUCACACACAACGCCUGCCUCAAAAACGCCAUCCAGUCGUUUGGGUACGGCUCAGAGGGAGGGACUCGUCAAGUGACCGAGCCCACGUCCACCUUCUUCCCCCCCGCCCAGCCGCCAAUCAUCUCCAAACCUGCUCCUGCUCUCCACGGCAACACAAUCAAACCCAUGGACAGUGCGUGUAUGUUCUCCACCUGUGCCAACCUGCAGGAUGGAGGACAGAAGUGCGUCCCCUCUGAUGAGUACGAGUGUGAAGAGGCUCUGUUGGCUCAGGAGUCAAUAGACUCUCAGGACUCCGCAGGUCCGAAGAGCAGCAGCCGCCACUCAGCUCCACUCCUCCACCACAUCUCUGUGACUGUGUGUGUGUCCGUCCUGCCAACGUUUCUACUCUACAUCUCAUUAAUGUGAACUGAAGCACACACACACACACACAACACACACACAAACACACACACACACACACACACUCUCACACACACACACACAUUCAAAGUCCUAAAUGGCAAGACCCCAUGAAAGUCACGUGACUCGGCGCCGCUCGCUUCGGGAAAAUGUCAAAUGGGAGACGUCCAAACAUCAACAACGGCCUUUUCGAGGAGAAGGAAAUCCUCUGGAGGACAUUCAGAUCCGCUGUCCACACACACACACACACACACACACACACACACACACACACACACAAUGAAGAAGAAGAAUGGAGGAAGAGGAGGCCAGACUGUGAGACGGACAGAGCGGCAGAGCGAUGAAGAAGAGAAGCUCAGAGACACUCAGGCUCUUUGGAUCUGCUCUGCCAGCGCUCGCUGUCUGGAGGGUUCGUGUGCUUUCUUGUGCCGCUCGGCUCCGACUCGCUUCCUCUAGCUUCUUGGAUCUGAGACAACUGGGCUGAAAAGCGAAGGGACUUUGGCUCAAGCACAAAACCACACAGACACACACCCCAACAAAAAGACACACACACGCACACACACACACACACACACACACAACAAGUCUUAAAGUCAGCGGCCUGAGAGAGAGACGGGAUUUGGAGGCCGGAGAUGGGACGGAUCCUCGCACGGUGUUUGUCAGCUCAGUUCAUCACUGCCCUCCACCUCUCUGUGGCAACACAAGUAUACUGCACACAUACCGAGCACAAACACACACGUGUACACACACACUCCGUCAACCUCCCCUUAGACCUCGUUAGCGGGUAAACAGGGUCCACACGCACACGCACACGCACACGCACACACACGCACACGCACACAGACACACACACACAGACACACAUACACACUCUCAUGCUGUUCACCAGUGUGCUUUUUGCAGGUCUUUAUCUUGGUUUUUGUUUUGUCCACAUUCUGUAUAAACUUUAUUUAAUGUGGAAUAUGAAAAGACCAAGAGUCUCAAUGAAAGAGUGUAGAUUUCACUUCAUUCUGUUAGUGUAAAGUUGUGUGAGUGAGUCCUCUGUGUGUGUGUGUGUGUGUGCGUGUGUGUGUGAGGAUUUGACUCUUAUAAGCAACUGAAACCAUAUUGUGAACGUGUAUCACUACUGACUGCUUGAUGUCUACAGAUCCUCUCCUGUCAUUGAUUAAACCCUGAAAACUAAA
Messenger RNA from Hippoglossus stenolepis (Pacific halibut), 3426 nucleotides. RefSeq names its product GDNF family receptor alpha 2b (gene gfra2b). Lineage: Eukaryota; Metazoa; Chordata; Actinopteri; Pleuronectiformes; Pleuronectidae. Gene Ontology annotation, cellular component: signaling receptor complex; external side of plasma membrane. Gene Ontology annotation, molecular function: signaling receptor activity. The record is from RefSeq and is a predicted model, not a curated record. The coding region runs from base 809 to 2248 and encodes 479 amino acids. The transcript has 10 exons. Gene Ontology annotation, biological process: nervous system development.